AUGGAAGAUAACUUGGAACAUUUUAAACAGAUGGGCAUUCCUCUAGACAAGGCUAAAGAGGCCCUGCAAAAAUUCAAUAAUGACUUGUCUAAGGCAGUAAAUUUUUACUUUGAGACGAAUUCUGGAAAUUCUGAAGAAAUGUCCAAUUUGGGUCCAUUAAUAUCGGACGAAAAUGUAACCGAUAAUUGGGCAGUAACCAUUCAUAACACGGGAUCAACCGACUACCAAAAUUCAUCAGCGAUCGAUUUGACAGAAAAUAAUGAUUAUAUAGAGGCGAUUGAGGCUUCCAAGAAAGACGCUGAUAAUGACGAUUUAAAAAGGGCCGUGAAUGCAAGCUUGCAAACGAUGCCCAUUAAUAACAAUGAUAAGGACGAUGAGGAUCCCCAACUCCAAAGGACCAUUGAAGAAAGUUAUAACUCGAAUUUCUACUCGAAUUUGUUUACCGAUCCAGAACAACCGACGAAACGCAUGAAGUUAGACAACAAUACUCCCAUCGGGUUGAGGCCAGCAAACACUUAUCAUUGCGCGAACUCCCUCAUUCAAGCUUUAUUCUAUAUACCAAUCUUCCGAUUAGCGUUGUUAGCGUUUCGACCAACGAGAGAUGAUUGGGGAGAAGUCGAUGGUUAUUGGAAAGGUACGCAGGAUGGCCUGCAGAUUGAGCCUGAAUAUCCGGAAAACGAUCGACAGUCGGCCUUAAAAUUCAUUCAUGAGUUCCAGAAACUUUUCGGUUUUCUAUCUUUGAGUCAAAGGUCUUAUGGGGAUUCAAGUCGUUUACUGGACGCUUUGAAAUUUGAGGGAGGUAAUAAUGGCUGGGGUGACGUUGAUGAGUACGAUUUCAUCUUGCAAUUGCUCACGUCAUUACAAAAAGGAUCGAUCUAUCGGAAUCAGUAUGAUGAAAAUGAGAAGCAAAGAAUCCCGGAUGUUACUUUUAAUAUAUACCUGUUAGAAAUAACUCCCAAACAUAACACAAUUUAUGCCGCACUUGAUCAAAAAACACGAACUUCACCAGAAACAACCUUAGAACUUGCGCCCAUCCUU
This is a messenger RNA of Acaulospora morrowiae, 1038 nucleotides long. The record is from the annotation of a GenBank genome assembly. NCBI's taxonomy places the organism in Eukaryota, Fungi, Glomeromycota, Glomeromycetes, Diversisporales, Acaulosporaceae.